This is a messenger RNA of Cutaneotrichosporon cavernicola, 696 nucleotides long. RefSeq lists its product as uncharacterized. NCBI's taxonomy places the organism in Eukaryota, Fungi, Basidiomycota, Tremellomycetes, Trichosporonales, Trichosporonaceae. The record is from RefSeq and is a predicted model, not a curated record. The transcript has a single exon. The coding region runs from base 1 to 696 and encodes 231 amino acids.
AUGGCCUCUGCUCCCUCUCCAGCGCUGCCAGGCGCCGCCCCUUCUUACAUCGCAUACGUACCGAUGGAACGUACGCCGCGUUUCCCACCGACGGCGCGCGCUCCUCCCCCGCCCCCGAAGGACAAGCCCGUUCGCAAGCCGCCCCCACCGCCCCCACCGCGUAAGGCCAAACCCAUCGGACAAGACACCGUUGCGGAAGGCAGCAAUGUCGCUGAAGAUUACCUUAACUCGGAGGCGGACACCCAAGAGCCCGCUGAGACCCAACCACGCUCAGAGACGCCGCCAGCCCCCUCUCAGCCCCUCACGGAACCCAUCCCAAAUGACCCGUUCACAGACGCGCCACCAGUCAUCCGGCCCCAGCCGGUUAUGGCUCGUCGCGGCCGCCCCUCCCCCAUCUCCGUGGCGGUCGCCAACGCCCGCACCCCAACCCCAACUCCAACCCCUGCUGGGCCCGUCCCUGAAUCCGGGACGCCAGCAGCUGCGUGUGUCGGCUUCAUCCUCGCCCCGGCCAGCACCGACCCUUUUGCGCUAGCACCCUGCCCACGGCCCGCGGUUGCGCCCGUCGUCCUAUGUCGAAGCUGUGAAGCUGACACUCUGCGACACACGAAGAAAAGCGAUAUCUGCGCAGCGCGGUACUGCAUCGCCCACUGGUGUGGCGGGUGUAAGCGGAUUGCGCGGCGGCUGGCCGCUGCUUAA